GAUGAUCAUGAAGAAAAUGACGAAAUCAAUAAUUUCUUUAAAGGUCCUGCCGAAAAUAAUUCAUCCAAUCUAAUUGGAAAAUCGGAUGAACGAAACGUUUCCAACGAAACGGAGAGCGAG
This is a messenger RNA of Funneliformis mosseae, 120 nucleotides long. The record is from the annotation of a GenBank genome assembly. Lineage: Eukaryota; Fungi; Glomeromycota; Glomeromycetes; Glomerales; Glomeraceae.